AUGCUGCUUCAUGUUUCCACUGCAUAUGUAGCUUGUGAGCAACAAGGGCUUUUAUUGGAGAAGCCAUUUCAGAUUAGCGAAAUGAUAAAACAAGGUUGCCAUUUGGAUAUCGAUGCUGAGUUAAAGUUGGUAGAUUCUAUCAAGGCAGAUCUUAUGCACUCAAGUGGUAACUCAGAGCAGUUAGAGAAGAAAACCAUGAAGAAACUUGGAUUGAAGAGGGCUAGACACUUUGGAUGGGCAAACACAUAUGUGUUCACGAAGGAUAUGGGUGAGAUGCUUCUUGAGCACUUCAGGGGUCCCCUUCCAGUUGUAGUUGUUCGUCCCAGUAUGGUAACCAGCAUUUACCAUGACCCGUUGCCUGGCUGGAUAGAAGGGACUAGGACAAUUGAUACUAUAAUAGCUGCUUAUGCCAAGCAAACCAUUCCACGUUUUAUUGGCCAUGGUGAUGUCAUCCUUGAUGUGAUUCCUGGAGACAUGGUGGUGAAUGCAAUGGUGGCAGCGAUGGCCAUUCACUGGAAUGAGAAAGGCCAAGUUGUCAUCCAUGUGACCUCGUCCUUGCAAAAUCCGUUGUCUACCGCUACCACAUUGGAUAUAAUGUAUCGCUACUUUUCCACUAACCCCGCAGAUAGGAAAGAAUAG
Molecule: messenger RNA, 639 nt
Organism: Miscanthus lutarioriparius
Lineage: Eukaryota; Viridiplantae; Streptophyta; Magnoliopsida; Poales; Poaceae
Source: the annotation of a GenBank genome assembly